CAAGGUACUACUACUACUACUACUACAUCAGUAUACAUCCCACACAUUCACAUGGAAAUGAAAAUAGUAGUUUCACUUGUAUGUAGUUUAAUAAAUUACAAAUAUUAUAAUUCUUACAGUGAGCACAGUUUCAAAGUGAAAUAAUAAUGACAAUAAGAAUGCUAAGAUAAAAGUAUUCACAGGAAUAACAAAAAAGUGAAAUAAAAAAUAGAAAUAAUUAUAAACAAGAAAUGACAACAGUAAACAAGAUUGUCAGUGAUACAGCAGAUAUAAAUGAAAGUUACGAAGAAGAUUUAGAAUUAAAGGAAGAUAUUAUUCUGGAAUUAAAUCAAUUUCCACAUGUUUUAAAAUUCAUGCAAAAAUGUCAACUUCGUAUAAAAGAACAAAAGUCACUAAUUGCAAAAUUACAGAAAGAGAUAAUAAAACUGCAAGGUCAGCAGUUGAUAUUAAAGAAAAGUUUUACUAAUUCUGAAACGCAAACAAGUUUUUCUGAUGGAGAUGGUUCUAGGAAUGAAAUUACGAAAAUAUGGAAUUCAACUGCAGAAGAUAAUCCUACCAAUUUUGUUGAUGAAAUUAAGAAAGUGGCAGAACUUGCAGUUCAGCAAACUGGAUUUGUUUACGAGGAAACCACAGGAUUGUACUAUGAUUAUAAUACUGGAUAUUAUUAUGAUGCAAAAAUGGGCUUAUAUUACGAUGGAAAUUCUGGGAUAUAUUAUUACUACGAUGAACAAAGUAAUUCUUAUAAAUUUCACAGUCAAGCAUAUAUUGAAAAAGCAGAUGAACAGAAUAAGGAAUUGAAAGAAAGUACAAAACGAAAAUUGAGAAAAUUAAAGAGGAAUAGAAGCAAUAAACAUAGAAUGAUUAGUGAAGAUUAUCAAUCUAAUGAACAUGAAGAAGGAGAAUGUUCAGAGAGUGAUAGCAGCUGCAGUAGUCAAGAAGCUGAAUCUACUCAAUUCACUAGUGACGAAAACGAUGACGAUGAUGAUAGAGAUUUAGCGAAAACUUAUCCACCGUGUAUGCGAAUAGUUGUUAAAGAGACCAAUCUAUCAAAACUCAAACUGGGAACUCUUUUUCUUAUUCCUUAUACUGGAGGAUCGAUUGGCCGAGAAGGGAAUCACAAUGUCCUAAUUCAAGACAUAAAUAUUAGUAAGCAUCAUGCUAGAUUUCAAUAUAAUGAAGAGAAGAAGUUAUAUGAAAUCAUAGAUUUGGGCUCUCGGAAUGGAACAAUUCUAAACAAUGUAAGAAUGUCUGUAGCGAAACAAGAAUCAGAUCCCUUCGAAGUAAUACAUGGAUCUAUUUUACAAGUAGGCUGUACAAAACUAUUGUGUCAUGUUCACGAAGGAUAUGAGACGUGUGAAAAUUGCGAACCUGGUCUUCUACUCGCGAAUUCCACUAUUAAUGAAACGUGUAUUUCAAAAAUACAACAAUACAAAUCGGAAUUACGACGGUUGAAAUCAAAAUUCGGCGUUGAAAGCAGCAAUGACGUUGCUGCCAGCAAUGUAGCCGUUGGCUAUCAAGACAGGGCGCAGGCAAGAAGGCAGUGCAAUGGUUCUUCGGAUCAAUAUGCUAAAACAGAACAAACUUCUCUAGAAUCUUCCAUUGCAAAGGACAAUAAAGGUUUCAAACUAUUAUCCAGAAUGGGUUGGUCAGAAGGACAAUCCCUUGGCAAAGAAGGCAGCGGUAUACUGGAACCUGUACCAAUCAUGCAAAACUCUAGUAAAUCUGGCCUUGGAUAUAAAGACUGUAACCCUAUUCCUUUAGAUGAGAAUGUAUCGACAAAAAAGAAACAAAAAUUAUUACAAAAAAUGCAAGAUCGUUACAGCAAAUUGUCAAAUUAACAUUAAAUUUUUUAAUUUCAACUUAGUGAGUGUGAUUAGUUAGUAAAAAUUGUCAACGUUAUAUUUAUAGUUAAUUUUUUUUAAGAUAUUAAAGUAAAUAGGAGAAGAUUACGACA
Leptopilina heterotoma is the source of this 1954-nucleotide messenger RNA. RefSeq names its product angiogenic factor with G patch and FHA domains 1. Lineage: Eukaryota; Metazoa; Arthropoda; Insecta; Hymenoptera; Figitidae. The transcript is spliced from 9 exons. Gene Ontology annotation, molecular function: nucleic acid binding; protein binding. The record is from RefSeq and is a predicted model, not a curated record. Bases 231 to 1838 code for a protein of 535 amino acids.